This is a messenger RNA of Ciona intestinalis (vase tunicate), 820 nucleotides long. Lineage: Eukaryota; Metazoa; Chordata; Ascidiacea; Phlebobranchia; Cionidae. The record is from RefSeq and is a predicted model, not a curated record.
UUCGCUGCUCGAUUUUUUGCUGCUGAUUUUGAACAACUAUUGAACAAACGUACACUUUGGUGUGUUUUGUUGAAUGCGAAGUGAAAGAAAGUUAUAUCUACUAUAGUUUGAAAUAUGGAUUCCGAUAAUAAUGAUCGAAAGCCAGAAUGGGCGAAAUGGUCAAAUGCUGGUUCGCAAAAUCAGGCGGGCGACGAGGAAGUGAGCUGGUAUUCGCCGUAUGAAAUGUACGUCGAUCUAGACGAGGAAACUAAGGAAGUUUCCGAUAAGUUUAAGAAGAUGUGGGGUCGCUGGGAGAAGCAAAAAGUCGAGGGUGAUGGCAAAAAUAAAAACGUGGUGCCAGAAGGUCCUUACGACAUGUAUGUCGAUCUUGACGAGGGGACGCAAGAGGUUUCAGAGGAGUUUAAAGCGAGGUGGAGACAAUGGAAAAAGGCAGAGGCUGAGAACAAUCAAAACAACGAAAAUCUUCCUGGUCCUUCUACUAGCUUUCCUCACACAGAGGAAGGACAGCGAGCACGCAGGCAACAUGAGAGGCGACGCAAGGAGCUUUUUACAAUGUGGGACGGCCGUGGGUAAUAACUUGGCGGAACUCAAUCAAUUUUCACGGUUCCUGUUUGUCCUGUGUAUAUUUUUGUCUGUUUGGAUACAAUCUGGAUUUCAAACUUCGUUGUCGUCAUGUCUUUGUUCGUCCGCUUAUAUGUGACUUGUCCAUUUGAGAGCAAAGUAGUAACAACAGCGACUUUAAUUCUAGAUGAAAGGCCAUGCGAGUAAAUCGUUUAAACCGAACGAAGUCAACAGAUCGACAACUCCGUCCGGAUCAGUU